This is a messenger RNA of Knipowitschia caucasica, 975 nucleotides long. The record is from the annotation of a GenBank genome assembly. NCBI's taxonomy places the organism in Eukaryota, Metazoa, Chordata, Actinopteri, Gobiiformes, Gobiidae.
AUGGACAGUUCAGGACCAUGGACCAUGGACAGUUCAGGACCAUGGACCAUGGACAGUUCAGGACCAUGGACAGUUCAGGGCCUGACAUUUGAGUGCGACAUCACCUCCGGAUCAGACACAUGUGUUUCUGUCGCCUCUGGCCUGAGCCACGACCCUCUCGCCGCAGCAGAACAAGGACCCGGCCACGGCCGUUUCCAGGAAGAGAAGGUCAACUCUGCAGAUGGCGGCGGACGUUACGUUAGGCCUGUUUCACACCGCACACAAAUUCGUGAACGAAUUCGUCUUCGAAACCCGCUCGCGUGCAUUCGCAAGCUGCGCUUCAAGUCGCGUCCUGUUGUGCAAAUGAGAAAGCUCUUCUGUGUACAGACCGGCGCUGAGGCGGCGCGCAGGGAAUCGGUGCGCGCCGCUGCCGCCUCCGCUCCUGAAACCAAAAAUGGAACUCGAGCGCAUUUUUUCCGCGCUUCGCCCACGCUCGGCGUCAGUCUGAAUACAUGCGCUCGCCGCGAGGUAGUUCGGCUGGAAAGGGCGCUCGGCUCUGCGCUCGGCUCUGCGCUCGGCGUGCGGUGUGAAACAGGCCUUAAAGUGACCGGAGAUGACAAGCUCCAAGGGACGUGGUCAGGGGAACGGCGAGCGGCGAGCGGCGAGCGGCGAGGAGCGAGCGGCGAGCGGCGAGCGGCGAGGUGUGUGUCUGCGGCGCUCAGACGUGGCAGCCCCCGCACUCCCUGCGCUGCCCCCCACCGCGUUAACACUCUCUCCAGCUGCGUCAGGCUCUGUAGCUGCCUCUCCUACUCUCAGCCUUCUCUCGGGCCUCGACCCAACCUCCCUGCGCUCCACGCUCUCCACAACGUUAGCAUCGGUGUAAACACAUUUCACACUCUGGGCGUAGAUCUGGGAGACGCACAAUCCAAACAGACGCGGGCCGACUGUAACGAGCGUGAGCCGGAGCGGGAUUUCACAUCUGCCUCUCAGCCCUGA